UUUUUUUUACCCCCACUGGGGUCGCCGCAACUGGGCACGGGAUCGCCAUGCGGUGCAGCUGGGCCGCUAGUCGUCCUGAGCUCCCGGCGCUCUUAACGAAGCUCCCGCAGCUGGCGGUGCCGCGCUCGGGGCUCCGGGAGGAGGAGUGGAUCGAGGAUGGCGACGGGGGGCGCUGUGGUGGACCCUUUGUGCGGCCGCAGCAUGAGAUCAGCCAAGCUGAGUUGAUUGCGCGAGAACAGUUUCCGGGUGCCGCUGCGCGAAUCCUUCAAGAUCUACGACAUGGUCACGACAGGCGUAGAUUUAGCACUCCCGCCAUCAGCACCUUGGAUCACUUCGAACACUUUGACCUACAUCUGGCCCAAGCACGGCGUGCCACCUUGGGAACAGUUCCCACCUUGGUUGAGGACCAGGACCCUCCAACCCCGGUGGCGCAUCGCCGCGAAAAGACCUGGGGCUUCUCCGCGGAGCCGCAGGACGAUGCGGAGGACGAGGACUGCCAGGGCCAGCGAGCUGCAGCCCUGCCUGCCCUGAGACAACUGUCCAAGACCUCGGUGGCAAGUUCCAGUGCCAGAUGGAAACAGCCGGAGAGUGUCAUCAUUAUUGUUGACUGGGAUGACACCAUCUUCCCUACCAGCUGGAUACAAAAUAAGGAGUGGUUCUGCCAGUGGUUCCAGGCCACCAAGCUCGGCGAGGAUCCGUGCCGCCAGGACUUGGCGCUGUCGCAGGAAGAGCUAUCAUUUCUUGAAGAGCUGGACGCCAUUGCAGAGUCAUUCUUUCUCUCAGCGAGUGCACUGGGACGAGUGAGUUGUGUAACGUUGGCGCAACGUCCGUGGCAGCUCCGAACCAUGCGCGCCUUUCUUCCACGUUUGACAGAAGUCUGGGAGAAGCAUUCCGUUACUGUCCUCUACGCCAGAGAAGAGAAGGCGUUUCAUGGCGAUGACUUUUUCAUCGAUCCCAGCCCGGCGGAGUAUGAGAUGCUCCGGGAGAUGGCGUAUGCAAGGAAGAAGCAGAAGUCGAUGGAACGGCUCCUUCGAAAGUUCUACAAGAAAGGAAGCUGGAAGAAUGUGAUCUCGCUGGGUGAUGGGCCGGCGGAGCGCCGAGCCCUCCAAGAGAUUGGCUUCCAGCAUCUGAACCCUGCAAGCCCUCGCACUGGAGAGCCCAAGACCUUUCGAACCAAAACGGUGAAAAUGCUCGAAGAGCCAAGCUGUUCAGAGCUGAUCUCGGAACUGCAGAUGAUCCAAGCCUGGAUGCCGGCGUUAGCCAUGUGGGACGAGGACGUCGAUGUGGAUCUCACUGAAGGUGAGGAAGCAUUGCUUCAACUGCAUGAGAAGUUGAUGGAGGUGGCAGAUGCCUCUGGGUCUGCCAGCAUCUCAAGUGAAUCCAGCUGAGAAAAAUAUUGCAUGAAUUUUGCAUGCAAAUCGUGUGCCGCUCUGAAUUGGUAAAA
This is a messenger RNA of Cladocopium goreaui, 1444 nucleotides long. The record is from the annotation of a GenBank genome assembly. NCBI's taxonomy places the organism in Eukaryota, Dinophyceae, Suessiales, Symbiodiniaceae.